UCACUGCUAUCGGUAGCUGCAUAUUGCGUCGGCACUGCGUGACAAAAAACACGAAAAUUUUUUGUGCACCCCGCGGCGGCGGCGAUUCGGAAAAAAAAUUAUACGGUGAGGUGGUAGUUUUUUGCGGAAUGUCGUUUCCCGCGCGAACGUCGGCGCCCCCGCGGCUCCCCCUUACGAAAAUUAUGUAAACGGGACGUAACCCCGGUUGCGUACCACCGCGUCGUACUCGAGACAUCCCGGCGUGCCCUGAUUGGCGUGGUCGUGUGACAGAGAUCGGUUGUGCGACGGACCUUGAACAGCGAAAAAACGGAAGAAUUCCGUGCGAGAAUAAAAACGAGUUGAGGAAAAAAGUGGCCCAGUGCUUUUUGUUGUAGUAAUAAACCGAGUGCAUAUCGUGGUAACGUCAGGAGCGAGAAGAUACUAGGCCCGAGAGGCGUUUUGGAUUUUUCGCCGUCUGGCGUUUUGGAUCGGCCUUUUCCAAGAUGAACAUGUAUCCGUGGUACCGGGAUUCCAUGGGCGGGCAGCUGGGUCAGCUCUGCGGUCCCAUGGCUACCACCAUCAAGACCGAAAAUGGCUACAACGACUGCAUGUUAGCUCUGGAUUAUGCCACCCAGAGUAAGAAAGCAUUCGGAUGGGACACGUCGCAGGCAAGCGGCAAUCCAUCUGGACCCCAGCCGGGCAGCAUGGGAGGUCAAGGAGCCCAAGGUCUCGUCCACUGGAUGAGCGUGAUGGCGGAGCACAUGGACCCUGCCGUGUCCCACUACAUGUCCUGGAACCAAGAGCAGUGCGGUCAGCACGGCAAAGACGACUACCCUAAUUGGGGCAGGAACCCGAUGGGAAUGGGAAAGCAGGGAUAUGAAUCGAAGAUGAACGAUCACAACCAAAUGCAAAAAGUCUAUGGUAUGGAGGAGCACCAUAUGACCGGUACGCCGGGUUUGUACACGUCGGGUCGCUCAACGUCUAGCAGUUCUAGUCCGGGGGUCGCUGGAUCGAGCCCCGCCCUGUUGGUGGUACCCCAGCCGAUAAACGCGACCAAAAUGGGCGGCAUGCAAAACGGCGGCGUGCAGCCAAGGAAGUACCAAUGCAAGAUGUGCCCGCAGGUAAGUGUGUUCAGUUCGAAAGCGGAACUGCAGCUCCACACGCAGGCGCAUAUGCGAGAGGCCAAACCGUACAAAUGCUCGCAAUGUUGCAAAGCGUUCGCCAAUAGUUCCUACUUGUCGCAACACACGAGGAUCCACCUCGGCAUCAAACCCUACCGCUGCGAGAUCUGCCAGCGGAAGUUUACCCAGCUCAGUCACCUUCAACAGCACAUCCGCACGCAUACGGGCGACAAGCCGUACAAGUGCCGGCAUCCGGGCUGCCAAAAGGCCUUCUCACAAUUGAGCAACCUUCAAUCGCACUCGCGGUGUCACCAAACCGACAAGCCGUACAAAUGCAACUCGUGCUACAAGUGUUUCAGCGACGAGCCGUCGCUGCUCGAGCACAUACCCAAACACAAAGAGAGUAAACACCUGAAGACGCACAUCUGUCAGUACUGCGGAAAAAGUUACACGCAGGAAACGUACCUUCAAAAGCACAUGCAGAAACACGCGGAACGUACGGAUAAAAGGCCACCUAUUGGACCCACUUUAGAUUUCUUGGUUCCAGGUUUGAACCACCGGGGGUUGGACCACCCCUACUGGCCGAAGGUAAGCCCCGACAGUGCCGAGAACAUGCACGACUACCCAACCGACAUUCCGCGCGGAUUACUGGAACAGAACGAGGACCUGGUGAUCAUCAGGCAACAACUGAGCCAGAACCCGCCCGCGCCGCCCGGCACACCCAACGCGAACCUGGGCAACUCGUACGACACGUCCAUCUCAAAGAGUAACACGAAUUCGGCGUUCACGCCGAUCAACUCGAUGUCGGGCCACCUCAAUCACCUCAAUCAGCUGGCGCCCAAUCGACCCUACAUCUACGACGCCUUGUCGUUCCAAAACAAGAACAGCCUGGACAUACCCAAGUCGCAGCCCAGCAACGGGUUCCCCAAUCAGCUGAUAUCGCUGCACCAGAUUAGGAACUACGCCCAUCAGCCAAACGCGAGUCUCAUGGAGCACUCCAUAUUGGGCGGGCUCAAGGAUAAGUAAUGACGUCCUCCGCGCACAGUUCGUUCUGUCGUUGGUGAUGGCGUUUCGACGGGAGAGUCGCUCGGUGAGGGUCGCCGUUUCGUUGAUCUCGUAUUAAGUUUAAGCUUUAGUUUUUUUUGUGCCGUCGGGAAUGUUGGCGCGCCAUCCUGUAUAUUUUCGUUAAUCGUUCACGCUCGAAGGUUGAACACGUCGUGGGGGUGGUGACUCACGCAAAUUAAAAACCAAUUUCGGUCUUAAACGUAAUAAUGAUAAUAAUUGUCGGCGUUUUAUAUAAGUGGUGAUUUACCUGAUGUCCCGGUAAUGACGAGGUGUUAGAGGAACGGACCCUACUAGAAAUUUGAAAAAGGAAUCGAUUAAGCAAAUCGAUGCUAGGAAUUAGUUUCGAGAGUCCGUGAAAUAGCAAGCAGUGGUCCUUAUUGCCACCUUGGUUUCGAAAACUUAUUUUCUGCGAAAUUUUCUUAUAUUAGAGAUAGAGUGAGUACCGUGAGUAACUAUCGUUAAUAUAAGAAAAUUUUACAAUAAAAAUUAAGAUGGCAACCACGCCUUCUAGCGUCUUCUUGGUUUUGACGGUUUUUUUUUCAAAUGUCAAAGACCAUCCGUUCACUACUUCACGAUGUUCGAGGAAAUCACGGCCGUGGUCCGGACAGUCAUUUUUGCGCGAAACCAAUCAAACUCUUAAAUCAGGUAUUCCCCGGGACAAAGUUCCUGCCCCGAUGAUUUCCUCGUUUCGAUAAUUUGUUUGUUGAUGUAAAUACACGACCGCGGUCGCUAAAUUGUUAAAUUCUCGUCGUUCAAAAACGACUCACGACCUCGGCGCGUGAGGGCGGCCUCACCAAAGAAUUUCCAAAUUUCACCAUUUAAAAAUGGGUCGAAUCCUAAAGUUGUCACUUUUAUAAGCUUUAUCCAGGACUAUACGCGGCAAUACGGCAACGGGAUGUAAUAAUUUAUAAAUACAAUAGUAAAAUUUAUAUAAUUUGUAUACGGGUUGGGCGCCACAAUUCAAUACGCUAUAUUGGUGUGACGUCAACUGUCGAUGUUUGGGAUCCAAAAAAAUCGAUUCGUUCAUAUGGUUGUGUAAGUUUUUGUGUGAUAUUUAGUUAUUGGUGACCAUUUAACAGUACUAGUGAACAUUUCUCAAUGUUAUUCAGUUUCUUAAGUCUAAAUCCCAUUUCAUUCAUUUCAUAAACAGAAUUGAAUUAAAAAAAAGACCUGAUGAUUGUUAUAAAAAAUUCAAGCGCAUAAGAAAAGAUAAGAUUUAAAUUCCUCUCUUUCCUACUAAUAUAGUACUUAUACUUAUUAUAACAUAAGAUUAUAAAAAGCGUAAAAAACGGCAUUUUUAUUAGCGCUUAUCAGCCAAAUUUCUUUUGCCACAAUUCUCUUAGAAAAACUGCCAUUUUAUUAGCAAGUGUCAUUUUUCUCAAUUCUUCCAUAGCGGACGCUAGAUUUGAAAGGCUACAACAACUCGCAAGAAAGCGGAUUUUGAAGAAAAAUUAUAUAAAAAUAUAUACAAGUUUUCACGAAAAUCACCCUUCGAAAUAUUUCCAUCCAUAAAAUUUCAAAUACCCUCCUGGUUAUUUAAUAUAUUACGCUUAUUGGGUAUGAACGAUUUUCGUAAGUUGCCUAAUUUGAUUUCGUUUGUUAUUAUUAUCAUUUAUAGUUUCAAAAGUAUUCCAUUUGAAUUUGCUCUUUGAAAAUACGACAAUCAGAGGAAAACCUGCAUUAUUUUUUAACAUCAUAGGUUAUAGUUUUUAUAUUUUUGUUUUCAUUAAAAUACCCUUCCACGCUAUUUUAUUUCAACUUGCAAUACUUAAGUAGUAAUACUCUAUUGAUAAAUAAUCACUAAGUCAGUUAAAUAGUCUGUCUUGAUUACAAUACAUACAAAAACUGAAACAGCAAUCAUUAUAGGGCAAAUCGUUUCGUUUGGAUCCCGAACGUUGACAGUUUGUAACCAAGAUGGCCGAUGCUACGUUAUCACCAAUAUAGCGCGUAUUGCUUUCAGAAACGCGUCCAAGUUAGGUUAGGGAACGCGCCCUUGCCGCGCGAACGCCCCCUGGCGGCGAGGCAAUAUAUAAAACAAAAAAGUGUUGAUAUUUCUGUUACGUUUUUGCCCCGCAGAGGCGAAGGAUAUUGUAUAGGAAUAAUUAUAUAAAGACAUGUGAAUAUAAAAAAAAUUACUAGUUAAGGUUGUACAGAAUAAAUAGUUUUUUUUUCGUAGGGGGUCGGCGGGGAGAGGGCGCUCGCCCCGACCGCGUUUUCACGGGAUGCCCUUUUUUCCUCUUUUCGUAUACAUAGUUUAUUUUUUAACAAUCAUGGAUCCGGACGGGCGCCCUCCCGACUCCCAUAGCUCAAAUAUAUAUUUAUUAUUAUUUAACGUACACGAAUCUCAAAAAAAAAUUGUUUCGGGUAUAGUUAAGAGUGCUGAAGUUUGUUUUUUUUUACAUUACAUUUUGAGGUUUACUAUCGGUGCAAAUAUAUCGUUAAUGUUAGCCAAUUGACAGUUGAAAUGUCCGCGGGCGUGGCCUUUUUUUUGAGGAUCGGGUCGGGGAAGCUACCGCACAUUCCGAGAUGGUUUUUCCGGUACUUAUACAAUGAAUCGUUUAGUUUUUGAAUCGAGGAACGAUCCGUAGCUUUUCCGUUUAAUUACCCGACCAUUGCUCAGACUAUAUAUGUUGUGUAUACGUGGCAGUAUACGGAAAUGUUAAGUUUUCUUUUGAUUUCCCACAGUGUACAUAUUCGGUUACGUUACGUUAACGUAAGUUUCUCUCUCUCUCUUUCUCUAUCUAUCUCUAUCCCGAGUUACUUGAUUAAGUAUGGAAACGAGCUUUAACCUGUUAGUUAAGUUUAUUUGAUUUUUUUUUUGUAAGAUAUCUCUGUUGUAUAAGCUUGUGAUUAUUCAAAGACGAAAACGAAGCGAAGAAGAAAAAGAUGUAUUUAUGAAAAUUUAUCGGUUUUGUUACAUUUUUUUUAUUAUUAAAUAAACGUUACUAUUUCCUUCCUGUCGAUACGAUUUUGUUUUUUUUUUAAUUUUUGUUUUCUCCCCUUCUCCCGACUUUGGUUCGUCGGCACCGCGUUUGUAACUGUGAUAAUUUUUCGUACUGAUAAAAUAUGGUAAAUAGUCAAUUUGUAAAUAGGGUUUCGAACGAUUUCCAGUGACGGACUUUCGCUCUGUGUGUAGAAAAGCGAGGAGAAAAAGGCAUUUAAAAAAACCUUAAUCUAGGUGUCGUAUGGUAUUUUAACGAGACACACAACGAACACUUUUUCCGUUCAUCGAAUCCCCGGUUUUUGCAUUUUUUUUUACACUCGACCCCAUCAACACUUCCCUGUAGGUUCUCCCUAGUUCCCUCCCACCAAACCAAGCGCACACACACCUCUAGAACAUAAAAACAAAAAACAAUUUGGAGUUAUUGGUGUACUUGAAAAUUAGUGUUAUAUAGUAUGUUUACUGAAUGUAAGAAA
Molecule: messenger RNA, 5582 nt
Organism: Cylas formicarius (sweet potato weevil)
Lineage: Eukaryota; Metazoa; Arthropoda; Insecta; Coleoptera; Brentidae
Product: zinc finger protein rotund
Exons: 8
Coding region: 483-2126 (547 amino acids)
Biological process (GO): negative regulation of transcription by RNA polymerase II
Cellular component (GO): nucleus
Molecular function (GO): DNA-binding transcription repressor activity, RNA polymerase II-specific; RNA polymerase II cis-regulatory region sequence-specific DNA binding
Source: RefSeq, a predicted model, not a curated record